CGUGCUGCUGGACGUGAAGGAGCUGCAGCGGGGGCUGGAGCUCACCAAGCGCGAGUACACCAUGCACGACCACAACACCAUGCUCAAGGACUUCAUCCAGAGCAACGAGGGCAAGCUCAAGAAGCUGCAGGACGAUGCCAAAAUAGCCCAGGAUGCCUUUGAUGAUGCUGUGAAGUAUUUCGGGGAGAAUCCCAAGACAACCCCGCCCUCGGUGUUCUUCCCGGUGUUCGUGCGCUUUGUGAAGGCCUACAAGGUAACCCACAGCUUCCUCCUCUUUCUUCUCUUCCUCCUCCUCCUCUUCUCUUCAUCCUCUUU
Messenger RNA from Ficedula albicollis (Collared flycatcher), 315 nucleotides. Its product is annotated as formin-like protein 2. The record is from RefSeq and is a predicted model, not a curated record. Gene Ontology annotation, molecular function: actin filament binding. The annotation marks the transcript as partial. The transcript is spliced from 2 exons. Lineage: Eukaryota; Metazoa; Chordata; Aves; Passeriformes; Muscicapidae. Gene Ontology annotation, biological process: regulation of cell shape; cortical actin cytoskeleton organization; cell migration. Gene Ontology annotation, cellular component: cytosol.